Messenger RNA from Acanthoscelides obtectus, 327 nucleotides. The record is from the annotation of a GenBank genome assembly. Lineage: Eukaryota; Metazoa; Arthropoda; Insecta; Coleoptera; Chrysomelidae.
CAAUCCGAAUUUAAAGAGUCUCAAAUACAGCAUUUCUUAGAAAGAUAAAGAUUCAAGAUGAACAAAUUGCAAAACUGGAUGAAGAUGUGCUACUUUUUGCACAAAUCCGUUGAUACUAAUACAGUGUCUAAAGAAGCUCUGACAGAGCCAGAAACGAAAUCUGCUUAUCAGACAUACUCAAAAAUAAACAGUAGAUCUGUUGAGACACAAACAGAUCUAGAAGUGAUUCCGGUUAAGGAUAACAAACAAGAGCUGGUUAACAUUAAGUGUGAUUUGCUGAGAGCGCAGGAGGUUUUGAAGAGAAAGAACACGUUAUUGAUCAGCUGA